AUGGAAAUUCUCAACAGAAUACACAUCGCUUUACAUAAUGCGGGUAUGGCCAAUAGAAUACUUAAACCACAGCAAAUACAAUGUUUUGAUUACAUUUGUAAGGGACAUGAUGUUAUUGCAGUUUUGCCUACUGGAUUUGGAAAGUCAGUUUUAUUUCAGUUGCUUCCAGACAUAUUGCCGACAAAAACAACAAUCAACAUUGUUAUUGUGCUGUGCCCUCUUUCGUCUAUCAUCGAGGAUCAGCUGCACAGUCUUAAGAUAAUGAGUAUUAACGCCGGUGUUCUUCCAUCACGUUACGAAAACGAAAAUUGUGAAACGCUAUUCAACAAUGAAGAUAUGGGCAUGGCAGCCGACAUCCAUUUGCCAGACGAUCUUGUAAAUGGGCUUACCAGCAUAGUUUUCGCUCAUCCUGAAGAUCUCCUUUCUGAUGUUGGCAGAAAACUUAUGAAAUCAGAUGUCUAUCAGAAGAAUGUUGUAGCCUGUGUAAUCGACGAAGGUCAUUGUGUGGAAAUGUG
Molecule: messenger RNA, 515 nt
Organism: Paramuricea clavata
Lineage: Eukaryota; Metazoa; Cnidaria; Anthozoa; Malacalcyonacea; Plexauridae
Source: the annotation of a GenBank genome assembly